UUCGUUCCAUCCUCAGAAAUAAUAAUGACCGUGACGAUGAAGGAAAACCAUUCCGUUCUCUUGUUCAUUGUUUAGCUCCGUUCCCGCUCCAAUGGCCACCAUCGCAACAACUCUUACGAAAAUCAACCUCGUCAGAUUUUCUCCAUCUCGAUCCUCUUCCCCUAGAUCUUCCUUCAAUUUUGCUCGUUGCUCACCAAUCCAGCAGGUCCAGGCUGAUUCAACAAUUGAUUGCGAACCUUGUAACGGUAAAGGAUGGAUAGUGUGUGAUUUCUGUGAAGGCCAGAAGACUAAUGUGAAGGUUGAGAAAAAUCGUAUCUACCGACGCUGUCCGACUUGCCGAGCUGUUGGAUAUGUUUUAUGUUCAAAUUGCAAGGUGUUCAAGUGUGUUACUUUCCCAAACUUCAAUGACGGUGCAGACCUAUCCUUUUGAACCUUCUUGUAUCCCUUCAAUGAUAUGGAGUGUAGAGAUCUUUGUUCAAAAGAAAUUCUGUUGGAAACGGCGUCUUCUGAUAUGACUAAUACAUUUUUACCAUAUCAUUUCAUGGAAGGAGACUUCCAUCGGGCAAUGUGGUCAUGUCCUUGUAUUAUAUACAAAUGUAAAAUAUAAAAGAAGCAAGUGCAAAGCAUCAUUUGUUAAUUGACUAGUUCACUGGUUUUUUUUCCCUAUGAUUUUAUCUUGGAUGAUGGUGCUACUGGCAAAUCAUGAAAGUAAUAUCUUGGGAUAACUUAUAUUGCAGCCUUUUCUUUUUCCAGGAGUGAAAGGGGGUUGAAGUUGGACUAGAGGAGCUCUCAUCUUCUCAUUGCUAAGAGUUUUUCUUAUAUUUUUAUUUAAUGUGCUUGAACAUUGAGUA
This is a messenger RNA of Cucumis sativus (cucumber), 851 nucleotides long. RefSeq names its product chaperone protein DnaJ 2. The record is from RefSeq and is a predicted model, not a curated record. The transcript has 3 exons. Lineage: Eukaryota; Viridiplantae; Streptophyta; Magnoliopsida; Cucurbitales; Cucurbitaceae. The coding region runs from base 92 to 430 and encodes 112 amino acids.